This is a messenger RNA of Fusarium musae, 216 nucleotides long. RefSeq lists its product as uncharacterized. The coding region runs from base 1 to 216 and encodes 71 amino acids. The transcript has 2 exons. The record is from RefSeq and is a predicted model, not a curated record. Lineage: Eukaryota; Fungi; Ascomycota; Sordariomycetes; Hypocreales; Nectriaceae.
AUGACUUGGCUUAAACAACGCAAAUCCGAAUCCGGAGGUGGAGCGACACGAUCAAGCACAAACGCUGACACCUACGCAUGGCUCGCCAAUUGUUUAUAUUUCUUCCAAGUGACCAAGGUGUUUCCGAAGCCACCGAGAUACGAGCAGAAAGACAAGGAAGCUACUAUCAUGAGCCUUGGCGAUAUUCAACCAAAUGCCACAGACGAGGAGCUGUGA